Molecule: messenger RNA, 1480 nt
Organism: Nematolebias whitei (Rio pearlfish)
Lineage: Eukaryota; Metazoa; Chordata; Actinopteri; Cyprinodontiformes; Rivulidae
Product: arfaptin-1-like
Exons: 11
Coding region: 1-1461 (486 amino acids)
Biological process (GO): intracellular protein transport; regulation of Arp2/3 complex-mediated actin nucleation
Cellular component (GO): trans-Golgi network membrane
Molecular function (GO): protein domain specific binding; phospholipid binding
Source: RefSeq, a predicted model, not a curated record
AUGUACCUGUACAUAGCAGUAUUCGUGUCCGUCGCUCCUGAAAGAUCUCAGUUCUUCAAAUACGAUCGUUUUUCCGUGAGCUGUGAGGGAGAGGAGGAGGCCUCUGGGUGGAGCGUGAUGCAGACGAACGAUGGAGAGGUGAAGCUACACCCGACUCCGUACUCCGUCUCUGCUGCCUUCCCUCAUGAGCACAGCGGCGUGUACUGGUGUGAAGAUGAGCUGGGAUCCAACAGCAGCCACGUCCUCAUCACGGUCACCGCCGGUCCCGUGAUCCUGGUCAGUCCGGUUCUUCCUGUGACAGAAGGAGGCAACGUGACCCUGAGCUGCAGGUUCAGACCUUCAGCUAACGUAGAUACCAGCUGCAGCCCUGCAGAGUUCUACAAAGACGGGGCCCGGAUCGAGACCAGCUCCACGGGAAACAUGACCGUCAGCGGCGUUUCCGGGUCCGAUCGAGGGUUCUACAAGUGUAAGGCGGAGAAUAAACUGAUGGAGCAGCAGAAAGAGGACGGCGUGUCUUCGUCCAACAGGACAGAGGAGGACAGUCCUACGGAAACAAACGUCGAGCGCAGCGACGUCCACGGGAACGCUGAGGCCGCGCCGCCGGUCGCCAUGGAAACGGACCCGAGCCAAGAGCCCACGGUGACACCGCAGAAACCAAGAAGUGGACCGCACGUUGUCGAAGGCAGCGCCAAGAACCCGGCCAGCGAGAAGCUCGAGAGGGUCCGCAAGUGGAGCGUCAGCAAAUAUAAGUGCACCCGGCAGGCGUUGGCGGAGAAGCUCGGCCGCGGCUCCAGGACGGUGGACCUGGAGCUCGAGCCGCGGCUGGAGCUUCUCAGAGACGAUCGGCAGCGCUACGAUCACAUGACCAAGCUGGCUCAGACGCUGUCCAGUCAGCUCGCUCAGUUCGCCGUCACCCAGAAGUCCCUGGGAGACGUCUUCACCGAGCUCAGCGUCCAAUCGCAGAAGCUCCACGUGGAGUUCAACCUGAACGCUGAGGCUCAGAAGUUCCUGUCGAAGAGCGGAGAAACCCUGACGACGGCCGUCAGCUCCUUCACGUCCGACAUGAACACGCUGGUGAACAAAACCAUGGAGGACACCAUGAUCAACGCCAAGCAGUACGAAGCUGCCAGGAUCGAGUACGACGCGUACCGGGUGGACCUGGAGGAGCUGAACAUGGGCCCGCGGGACGCCACCACCGUGCCCAAACUGGAGCAGGCCCAGAGAGUCUUCCAGGGUCAGAGGGAGCGGUACCAGAAGGUCCGGGACGACCUGUCCGUCAAAGUCCAGCUGCUGGAGGAGAACCGGGUCAAAGUCCUCCAGCAGCAGCUGUUCCUGCUGCACGGCGCCGUCGCCGCUCACUGCUUCUCCUGCCACAGCUUCCUGGAGCAGAACCUGCAGCAGGCCGCCGCCAAGCUGGAGAGCUGCAGCGUGGACGACCCGUCCUGGCUGGAGGAGAGCUGACCCCCGCUGAACAUCUGGA